UCAUUCUCCUCACUUCCUGCAGUGUGGUGCUGCUGCUGUUAGCUUGUAAACAUGGCUACCGCUGGAGCAGCUGGAGACGACCUGAGGAAAGAGCUCACAUGUGCAAUUUGUUUGGACUUCUUCAAAGACCCGGUCAUACUGAAAUGCGGGCAUAAUUUCUGUCGGUUUUGCAUUUGCAUGCACUGGGAUGAAAAUGGCGGAGACUACGGCUAUCAGUGCCCUCAAUGCCGAACGGUGUUUACCAAGAGGACCUUCACUAAAAACUACCUGGUACAGAACCUGGUGACCAAGCUGGACGACCUGGAGUGUCUGGCGUCCUGUCCUCCGCCCUCUAAGCCCGUUAAAGUAGAUGGCAAGUGUGACCAACAUGGAGAGGAGCUGAAAUUGUACUGCCAGACUGAUAAAAGGCCCAUCUGUGUGGUCUGCAGGGAAUCUAGAGCACACAGACACCAUGAGGUAGCACCAGUAACAGAAGUUGUGAAUGACAUGAAGAUGGAGUUGAAAAUGAGGCUAAUGGAGCUCAACUGGCAGAAGUCUCAAUGUGUAAAAGUUAUAACUGCUGAUGAGCGCACCACAAGUGAAGUGAAGUUGAAGAAAAAGAGACUCAAGGAGAAGAUUGAGGCGGAUGUUGGUGCCUUGGUGCAGUUCCUGCUCGAUGAGAGAGACUCCCUGCUUGAGAGCCUGGAUGCCGAGGAAGUGGCCACCAUGGCCGUCAUCGACGAGAACCUGAAGAUUGUGGAGACAGAGGUGGCGUCUGUAGACAAAGCUAUAGCUGAAAUCCACGGUCACAUCGGUGGGAAAACUAGCUUUGAGAGCCUUGCUGAGACACACAAUGAAGUCAUCCAUUGCAAGCCGUUCAAAUCCCUCGACACCGUCAAUUGUGCGACUGAGUUCACAGACUUCUCCGGGCCCUUCCAGCUCAUCAUGUGGAAGAAGAUGAUGCACGUGCUGCACACUAUGCCCCAGAACCUCACCUUGGACCCCGACACGGCUCACCUAAACCUUCAGAUCUCAGACUUUGACACCAAAGUAGAGGAGGGCCAUAUUCGUAACCAGGAGCCCGACCUGCCGGCCCGCUUCACUCGCUUCUGUGGAGUCCUCGCCACGGCCCAGUACGCCAGCGGCCAGCACUACUGGGAGGUGGACGUGAAGGACAAAGGCGUGUGGUACCUGGGAGUCACCACUGAGGGCAGCAACAGGAAGGGCUUCGUCAGCCUCACCCCCUCCUCGGGGUACUGGAGCCUGUGUCUGCAGGACCGGCUGUACGCCAACGGAGAGGACGGGCGAAUCCCCGUGGCCGACUACUGGAACUCUCCUCGGGUCGGCGUGUACCUGGACUACGACAACGGGCGCCUCAGUUUCUAUGACGCCGUCACAAUGAAAAGACUGUUCAUGUUUGAUACCUGCUUUGAAGAGCCUGUCUAUCCCUUCUUCAGCCCGGGGAAGAAUGACCCCGGCAGCAGGCUGCAGAUAUGCCACUAUUACUGAGAGAUCUGAAAAGAGUCAUGAAAUCUCAUUAUCUACUGGUAAAAUCGUACGCCAUGGUUUUCAGAUUUGCUGUCAAUAUGGUUUCUUCUCAGUCUUGGAUGGAGUGACAGGUGGAUGUUGACCCUGUGUCUGUGUGAUGUGCACAUGGUUCCUGUUGGUCUUACUCGAGUUAGAACAUGAGUCACCAGGUGUCUCAUCACACGUUGGUUGAUGUGAAGUGCUUACAUUUUCUCAUAAGGCAAUUUGAAAAUGUUAAAUGUGGUUUCUUUUAACCCCGGCACACACUGUAGGCUUUAACCCCUGGUGACUGGCUGCAGUCUGAGAGCGGCUUUGUUGUAAAUACCACUGGUUGCAGUCAGGCAGAUGCCUCAAAUGUCAACUACUAUGCCAUACAAUUACUGUACAUUAACUUGUGUUGGCUAAUUUCUUUGGCAGGCAGGGUCAGUGGCCUUGGGUAAAACUUCAUCAAGUAUCACAUUGAUAGUUGAUAGAUUCCUUCAUUAUAUAACAGUCAGUUCCAUGCUCAUAGUUAUCUGAUUUCCUUGAUUGAAUUUGGCCGGAUUGUACUUCCAUGAGAGAGUGGUUCAGGUUGUUCUGUCAGCAGAUCAUUUUAUCAUCGUUUUUAAAUCCCCUUAUUGUAUCUGUUUUUUAUUCUGUAUAUUGCUUACAAUUUUGGAAGUUCCAAACUCCUCUAUGUUACUCUGAAGCACAUUUCUUUGUUGAGCAGAAGGCAUGAAGUCGUGCCAUUGUGCUUUUGUUAUAAGCUAUCAUACAAAUCUGAGAAAAUGUCAUCAGUCUGCUGGAGAAUUAGCAGGUGUGUAUGACAAAGCAAACUAUUUUGAAAAAUGUAAACAAUAAAUUAAGAUGAACAGCCAUAUCUUAAAAUCAGUUGCUUAACUGGAGAGUGCCUGAUGGACUUGACUAAAAUGUAAACUUACAAAAUGCUGAAUUACGUUUUUUAUAACUUGUUCAGUUUGCUUUUUACAAAUUACCCCAGCAUUGCCUUGAUGAUAGUUAUUUUAAAAUAUUCCUGCUUGAGAUUAUAAAUAGAUAGUUGUUGAGAUGGUGCUGAUUGAUUGGUUUGAACUCCUGACAUUUUUCAACCAGUUUUCUAUUUUUAUUUAUUGAAUGCAAUAUGUGUAUCUGGGUAACUGUGUACAAUCUUUUUCCUUCUUUAAACAUGUUUUUAACAUUCUUCUUUUAGAUCCUUUUAUUUUUGCUUGUGCAGUUGUGGACCUACAAGCAAAGACUGCCGUCUUAAAUGUUUUUUUUGUUUUUUAUUUCAGAAUCCUAUUGAGGAGCCCAACGGACAUUCACAAUAUUUAUUAUUCAGUUUAUUAGUAGAUGUUUAAGAUUUUCACUUGAUGACUGCAACACUUUGUGCUCUUAAACUCUGAAUAUUUACUGAUAAACAUUGUGUCCAAGAUAGUACACCUCAUUUAUACGUACUUUUAAUUUGUCAAGCGUUCUGAGUUUCAUACCUGCAAUAAGUUUAACAGUGUUUGGGCUGUUUCUUUAAGUGUGACUUUAAAAAUAAAAUCUUGCAGUCCCUGUUUGUGGCCCUUUCACCUGCUUUAAAUGUGCUAAGUGUUUCUUAGACAGAACAAUAACAUUAAAAGAAGAGAAAUUCAA
Molecule: messenger RNA, 3120 nt
Organism: Notothenia coriiceps (black rockcod)
Lineage: Eukaryota; Metazoa; Chordata; Actinopteri; Perciformes; Nototheniidae
Gene: trim47
Product: tripartite motif containing 47
Exons: 8
Coding region: 52-1488 (478 amino acids)
Molecular function (GO): protein binding; zinc ion binding
Source: RefSeq, a predicted model, not a curated record